AGGAGUUAGGUAACUUUUCAAAGAUCACACAUCUCUCAAUGAAUGAACAGUGAUUUUUCUCUAAACAUGAGAUGAUUACUCACAGAGAAUUGAGAACAGUUGAGAACAGUAAUAAUCCUGAAGAAUGAGACUAAUUAUGUGGAGAGAACAGAAUGAUGGUGGACAAGUAUAGCAGUUUUAUUGAGAGAUGGAAUUGCCACUUUUAUAUAUUAUAAUUUUACUUUUCAAUAUGCUCGAUUUUUCAUCAGGAAUGAUAUAUAAUAAAGGUACUUUGGAAAAACGCCUUUCUUGUAUUAACUAUGGGCACACAGCAAAGAAUGGCACAAUCAAGUUGUUUCUUUUCUUAGAGAACUUGGUUAUCCAGUGUUAUUUUCAAUCUGACAAUACCCUUACUUCAGAGGAAUUUCUAAGCACGUUUGCAUCAGGAGGGAUUUCUCCCAGCUUGGAAAUCAUAAAUAGCACAUACACUGGCAUCUUCCACUUCAAUUUAACUUUGUUUAGUGCUCAGGCUUAUUGGCUGAUUGAAAUUCCCAGAGAAAACAUUACUAAAAAUACAG
Molecule: messenger RNA, 557 nt
Organism: Talpa occidentalis (Iberian mole)
Lineage: Eukaryota; Metazoa; Chordata; Mammalia; Eulipotyphla; Talpidae
Product: cation channel sperm-associated auxiliary subunit beta-like
Exons: 5
Cellular component (GO): cilium; CatSper complex
Source: RefSeq, a predicted model, not a curated record